Didymodactylos carnosus is the source of this 1200-nucleotide messenger RNA. The record is from the annotation of a GenBank genome assembly. NCBI's taxonomy places the organism in Eukaryota, Metazoa, Rotifera, Eurotatoria, Philodinida, Philodinidae.
AUGUCAUCAACUAACUCUCAAUUAGCAGAAAAAAACCUAAUGUAUAUAAAUCAUGUUCGUACAACUCAAUUAAACUCAAACGAAACAGAUAUGAGCGAGCAGUAUACAUCUAGUGAACCACCACAACAACAACACUAUACUCAAGCCACAACAGAUUACGAUCAAUAUAACAUACAACAGAAAAAUGAUCUUCUUCGUUCAUUAGCACAGAAUCCACAUAUGUUAAAUGACUUCUAUCAAUUUCUGGAAUUUACCCGUACUCGUAGUUUACAACAAUCCUUUCCACCAAUAUUUAAUAGUUGUAUGAAUCAAGAUCAACAUCAGAUUCCAUCGCUGUUAAAUUUUAAAAAAGAUUAUACAGCGUUAGUAACGACAGAAAAAUGGCCAAUGUCAGUUAAAAAUAUACCAGUCAAAAUUACUAAGCCAAGUUAUAUUACUGAUUGUUUUGCCUUAGUUGUUCGAUAUGUUCCUCGCGAAUUAGAAAUUGAAACAGUUAAAGAAGAAAUCAAUCGCACUAUUACAUCAGCAGAUAAUAUUAAACAAAUCCAUUAUGCAUAUGAACGAAGAUCUAAUGACUUUCGAUUUAUAGUAACAGACUUAAAAGAAUAUAACAGUGCUGUUGAGCUUGGUCGUAAUGCAAUUUGCAAUCACUGGCUAUCAAUUACCCCGUUUCUAUCUGGAAAUUGUAUGAACUAUUGUACUAAAUGUUGGAGAAUAAGCCAUGUACGUGAUCAAUGUAAAACAAAUAUACAACGAUGUCGAGUUUGCCUAGAAAACAGAACAAGAAAAGAGGACCACAAAUGCACGAAUGUAGCAAAAUGUGAUGGUGAACACCAUUCAUUGUGUAGUCCAUGUCAUGUCAUUCGACAAUAUCGUGCUGAUUUAAAAGAAAAUGUUACAAAAGCUGUAGAAUCUGAUGCAGAACUGCAUCAAACAACAAUAGAUAAAUUGAUCAACAAUAUACAAUCACUCAUUGAACAUAUUCUAUGGCCUGUAACAGGUCAAAUAAAGCCGGAAUUACUUCAAUCCCCAAAAGGUCUUCAAUCCAUUCUUACUAAAAUGGAAAAUCUCCAGUUAUCCUUACGUGACGACUAUAAAAUUAGACGAAAACGUGCAGAAUCACCACUGCCCAUUGCCGAGAAAUCAACUGCAUCGAAAGAAAAAAACACUAAAGCCUCAUCAAGUACCAAACAAUCGUAA